AUGGCUGAAUUUGGAACGUGGUUCCCUGCAUUUGGGACGUCGUUAUGGGUGCAUGAUCCACCACAACUCUUUGAGGCGCUUGCACAACCAAUUCACGCGACGCUGAAGCGGUCCUCCUGCUUCUGCGAUGGCGUAGAAGGAUGGGGUCCUAUGUCGCCUCUGCGUGACUUUGACCUUACUCCUUGCUUCCAAGCGAUUGUAUUCUGGGCCCUGCCAGCUCUGGUGUUUUUGGGUGUGGCAUUCGUGUCUCUACGUCAGUAUAUCCAUACACCCAUCAAAGAGCGCUCUGAGAACUCGAUUCAUCUUCUGCAUGAAAAGGACGGCGUGACAAUCGCCAUUGCGUUGCUUUCUGUGAUCGAAAUAGCUGUGCUUUUCGGUCUUCGUGGGAAGGUCCAUGGCUCUGUGGAAGCUCUCGUGAGUGGUACCCAACUUUUUACCGCCACACUCAUCACGUUGGCCUACCUGGCCGCGCUCCUCCUGCAGCACGCCACGCAUAUGCGAGCACGCCAUGGAUCAGAUGCUGUGAUUAUCUUCUGCAUGUGGCAUAUCGUCAGUGUACCUGUGCGUUUGCGCAGUAUCAUGAAGAUCGCUUCACACUCUUCGAUCGAGCAGCUCCUUUUGGUAAUUCCUUUGCUUAUGCGCCUGAUUUUCAUAUUUGCUGCACUCUUCCUGGAAUGCUGUGAUGUGGAAGUGCCGGAUGGCAUUAUGCUGCCGGAAGACGAUGACGAAAGCGCGCCGUUCCGUGACGAUGUCGACGAGGCCAUGGCCCAGGACGCCGACGAGCAUGAACUGCAUGACAAGUAUGCACCGCAAGAAUCGCCCGUGGAAACGGCCAACCUAUUCAGUCGUCUGUUUUUCCACUGGAUGCAGCCUCUCAUGUCGCUGGGCUCGAAAAAGUUCUUGACGGAAGCGGACAUGUGGGCACUUCCGCAUGGCGAAGAUGCUGAGCGACUCAGCGAUGCAUUCCAACGUAACUGGGCCGACCUCUCUGCGAAGGUGGUAGCGCAGGGCCGCGAUCUAGAGGAGAGUGGCCGUAUGCGUUUCUGGCGUACCAUCCUCCGAUCUUUUGGUACGCCGUUUCUUAUUGCUGCUGGAUACAAACUCGUGCAGGACAGCUUGGCCUUUGUGCAGCCGCAAAUCUUGCGUCGUUUGUUGAGCUUUGUGGAUCAAUGGGAACUCUCUACUGAGAAGGACCGUGGUACACCGCUACGUGGAUUUGUGCUGGUUCUUCUGCUAUUCAUCACAUCCAUGAUUCAGACUAUGAGUUUGCACCAAUACUUCCAGCUUGUGAGCAUUGCUGGUAUGCGUGUGCGUGCUGGUGUCGUGGGUGCCAUCUUCCGCAAGAGUCUGCGUCUCUCCACCAAGGCGCGUGGCGCACGAACGACCGGUGAUGUGGUAAACUUGAUGAGCGUGGAUACCAAUCGUUUGCCUGAUUUUAUUAUGUACGCUCACAUUUUGUGGUCGGCCGUGUUCCAAAUCAUGCUGGCUUUCAUUUCUCUGUACAACCUCCUUGGCUGGACCGCCUUUGUGGGUGUGGGUGUUAUGAUGAUCGGUGUGCCGUUGAACACGGCGCUGGCUACAUACCUGCGCCGCAUGAGCGCAAUUCAAAUGAAAGUGCGUGAUCGACGUACGAGCCUGAUGAACGAGAUCAUCUUGAACAUCAAGUCGAUCAAGCUCUUUUCCUGGGAAGAAGCGUUCACGCGUCGUCUGUUUGAUGUUCGUAAUGGCGAAGAGCUGCCUCUUCUCCGCAAAAUUGGUAUGGCCAAUGCAGGCUUCAAUUUCUUCUGGCAGGCUAUUCCCUUCUUUGUGUCGCUGAGCACAUUCAUUGCAUUUAGCAUCUGGAGUGAUCGCCCGCUUACCUCGAGCAUUGUCUUCCCUGCCUUGUCGCUGUACCAACUGCUCAAUUUCCCUAUGUCCAUGUUGGCCGGUAUGGUAUCCAUGUUUUUGCAGACGCAAGUGUCAGCGGCUCGUCUAGCGGCUUUCUUCGACAGCGAAGAGCUUGACCAGGAGUCUCGCAAGGUGCUUCCUGCGCCGGCCAAGGGCGAGCAUGAGGCUCUGCGCUUCGAAAAUGCGACCUUCUCAUGGGCCUCGGAUCAAGUGUCGCCGACGCUUAGUGAGCUUGACUGGACGGUAGAACCCGGUGAGCUUGUGGCCGUACUGGGUCGUGUCGGUGAAGGCAAAUCGUCGAUUCUCUCUGCGAUCCUGGGCGAUAUGGUGCGUGUGCAGGGACAAGUGUAUGUCCACGGCGAGACAGCGUACUUCUCUCAGGGUGGCUGGUGUAUGAGCGCUUCAGUCCGUGACAACAUUCUGUUUGGACGCGCCUACAAUGAGGCCCACUACAAGCAAUGUGUCAUGGCCUGCGCCUUAGAGCCGGAUCUUGCUAUCUUGGAGCAUGGUGACAUGACCGAGAUUGGUGAGCGUGGUGUGAGCCUCAGUGGCGGCCAGCGUGCUCGUGUGGCGCUCGCGCGAGCCUGCUAUGCCUCGGCGGACAUUUACUUGCUAGACGACCCCCUGGCCGCAGUGGAUGCGCAUGUAGGUGCGCAUAUUUGGGAACAUGUGAUUGGACCUCGUGGUAUGCUUCGCCACCGUACGAGGAUCUUGACGACCAAUGCCGUGUCGUACCUGCCUGACUGUGAUAAGAUCGUGACGGUGCGCCAAGGCAAGCUGUUGCAGGAGCGUGGCACGUUUGAAGAAGUGAUGGCGAUGCAGGGCGACGUGUACCGCAUGAUCACGUCACUCAAGAACAAUGAGACAGACCAUCAGGACAUGAUGGCUGAGCGUCAGAAGGCCAAGAAGGCCAUGAAAGAGCAGGAAUGCACGCUCUUGCCUCGCCCACGUCCGUUGCGUCAGGACGAAGUGAAGGUCCAGACCAUUCAGCAGCUACGUGAAUCGUUCAUCCCGAAGGAAGUGCAAGAGACAGGUUCAGUGAAAUGGGAAGUAUACCGCCAAUACAUUCACAGUGCGUCGACGAUUGGUGUGAUUCUCUUCUUUACCGCCCACAUUCUUACGCAGGCCUGUAUGGUGGCGCGUGACUUUGUGCUGAAGCAAUGGAGUACGGCGAACACUGGCCGUUCGGAGGCGGAUCCGUCGGUGACGCGCUACUACCUCACGUUGUACGGCACCAUGGGUAUGCUGACCGCGAUGGGUGUGUGCAUUGCGCCGAUGAUCCUUUAUGUGUGGCUCGUCCUGAGUAGUGCGCGCCGCUUCCAUGAUGGCCUGUUCAAGUCUGUGUUGCGGUAUCCCUUGCAGUGGUUCGAGACGACGCCUACGGGCCGUCUGCUGAACCUGUUUAGCCGCGAUGUGAGUGUUAUUGAUGAAGUGCUGCCUCGUGUCAUCCAAGGUAUGGCGCGCUCAUCGUCAGUGGUGCUGGGUGUGAUUUGCGUUGUGUCGUACUCGGUACCUCCCUUCCUCCUCGCCAUUAUUCCUCUGGCACUGGCCUACCGUGCCGUGAUGCGCUACUACCUGGCCUCCAGUCGUGAGUUGAAGCGCAUUGACGCCGUGUCCAAGUCGCCGAUUUUCACGUGGUUCCAGGAAACGCUGGGUGGUAUUUCGUCCAUCCGUGCGUAUGGUCGUACGGGCGCGUUCACAGACGCCUUUGAAGCGCGAGUGGAUCGCAACCAGAUGUGCUACUUCCCCGCAUUCACGUGCAAUCGCUGGCUGGCUGUGCGGAUUGAGUGCCUUGGCUCGUCGGUCAUCUUGCUCGCUUCCACGCUGGCUGUGACGAUGGUCACAAGAGGCGGUCCUAUGAGCUCAGGCCUGAUGGGUCUUAUGCUCUCGCAAGUCCUCAGCACGACUCAGACACUCAACUGGGCCGUGCGGUCUGCCUCCGAAGUGGAGCAGAACAUUGUGAGUGUGGAGCGUGUGCUGUCCUAUUCGUCGCAACCGACCGAGCGUGCGUACCGCCGAGAUGAGACGGCGCCGCCAGCGGACUGGCCUUCAAGGGGUGUGGUGGAGUUCCGCAACUACUCGUCGCGCUACCGCGAAGGCUUGGACUUGGUGCUUAAGAACGUGUCGUUCACGACCAAGCCAGCCGAGCGAGUCGGUGUGGUGGGACGUACGGGUGCGGGCAAGUCGACGUUGACUAUGGCACUCUUCCGCAUUAUCGAGGCCGUGCAAGGCAGUAUCUAUGUGGACGACAUUGAUAUUUCUACCUUGGGUCUACAUGAGCUGCGUCAGGCAAUGGCCAUCAUCCCGCAAGACCCGCAACUCUGGCAGGGAUCGCUGCGUCAGAACUUGGACCCGCUGAAUGAGUACAGUGACGAAGAGCUAAUCCAUGUGCUAAAGCAGGCGCGCUUGGAAUCGCUUGUGAGCAACCACGACGAUGGUUUGCAGCGCGACGUCUCGGAGGGCGGCACCAACUUCUCUGCAGGCCAACGUCAGCUGAUCUGCAUUGCUCGCGCGAUGGUGCGCCGUUCGCGGAUCUUGGUGCUCGAUGAAGCAACAAGCAGCAUUGACCUGGAUACGGAUGCGCUCAUUCAGCAGAUUGUUCGCUCAGAGUUCCAAGGCACGACAAUUACCAUUGCGCAUCGCCUCAAUACCAUUCUCGACUCGGACCGCGUGUUGGUGCUGCAGCAGGGCGAAGUGGCUGAGUUCGAUACACCGAACACAUUGCUGGAGAACAAGUCUAGUUUGUUCUAUGCCAUGGCUAAGGAGGCAGGGCUUGUCGAGGAAGCCGUCCCGGAAGGCAAGUUGGUUGACGUGCCGACGCAGGAGGCACCCAAGAGCGAUGCCAAGGCUCCUGCCAGCCAGGAGGACACGGCCAAGAGCAGCACCGAAUCUGCCUCGGACCACGCUGAGCCGCCAACGAGCACGGAAACGCCUCCGAAGGACCAUACACCCGAGGCAGAGAGCCGUGCGGAACGUACCAAGACCACAGCCAAGGACAACGACGUGCCGGUUGCAGGCGCCACACCCCCUGCGGAGCCGCAAGAUCCAGCCGAGGCGGUGCCCCCCGCCUCGACCGCGCAAAGCGAAGCUGUGCAAAGCGAGUCGGCGAACGAUACACCGCAAGAAACGGCGUCCUCCGAUGCUGUGACGUCGGCCCAUGUGCAGCGCAAGUCGUCGGGUCGCAGGCGCAAGCGCUCGAAGAAGCGUGGCGGCAAGAAAAAAUAG
Molecule: messenger RNA, 5112 nt
Organism: Malassezia pachydermatis
Lineage: Eukaryota; Fungi; Basidiomycota; Malasseziomycetes; Malasseziales; Malasseziaceae
Product: metal resistance protein ycf1
Exons: 1
Coding region: 1-5112 (1703 amino acids)
Biological process (GO): transmembrane transport
Cellular component (GO): membrane
Molecular function (GO): ATP hydrolysis activity; ATP binding; ABC-type transporter activity
Source: RefSeq, a predicted model, not a curated record